Molecule: messenger RNA, 1568 nt
Organism: Elaeis guineensis (African oil palm)
Lineage: Eukaryota; Viridiplantae; Streptophyta; Magnoliopsida; Arecales; Arecaceae
Product: FCS-Like Zinc finger 10
Source: RefSeq, a predicted model, not a curated record
CCACACUACCUCACUAAUAUUGAUGCAAGAAAGCAACAUACACCCAGAGGGAGAGAGAGCCGUGAACGCUUCAACAUCAAAUAUAUAUAUAUCCAUACAUUCCAGGUCUCCGAAGGCUCUGUAAGCGCUUCUUGGAAGAUAGAGGAGGAAAACAACAAGGAAUUUAGUUUGUUUUGCUGGGUGGAGGAGGGCUGAGAAGCAAUGCUUGGGAAGAGCAGCAGGAAUAUUCAGAAAGACCAGAACAAAGCCUCCUUGUUCCCCUUGUCUAAUACUCUGGCGCAAAAGACCCGGAGUGCGUCAAUUAUUGGAGUCUCCGAUCUAUAUGCAAGGUUGAACACCAUGGGAUUGUUUGAUUUGGAUUCAUCCAGUAGUCCUACAUCUCCUUUAGACCGCAAGCUCUUCUCAAAUCCUGGAGGCCCUUCUGUUAGCUCCCCUGGAUCACCAGUUCAUGAUGGACUUCCAAAGAACACAAAUCCCAACAAGGUUGGGCUUGGCUUGGUAGAUUCUCUCACCGAUGAGGUCAUGCCCCUCGGACAGGUUUUAAGGUUUUCCGAGAGUAGGAAAGUAGUAUUGGGAUCAAAGAUGGGGAUUCAAAUCCCAGGUCCCAAGGCCCAUUUGGAUGUUUUGUCACAUAAUCCUUCUGAAAACCAUAGGAGUUCUCGGCAAACACCUACUGAUUGCUUCCAUAUCAGAUUUGGACAGCCAAAGACACAGCUAGCAUCCAAGAUAGCUGGAGUGCAGAGUGAGGAUGAUGGUAAUCUUGAUGGGAAUAAUCACAAGUUUGACAUUGAAAUUUCUGAAUCAGAGACGAAGAAUUCAACAUCAGAUUCUCCGACUAUAUCUAAUGAUUCUUCUUAUGAAUUCAUCGGUUCUCUCUCUAUCAGCGAUAUCGAACGAUCUGAAAAUUACACCUGCAUUAUUUCGCAUGGUCCGAACCCGCGAACAACUCAUAUCUUUGGGGACUGCAUAUUGGAGAGCCACAAGGAUCAGUCGCCUGAUGGCAAGCAUAAGGACAAGGGAGAUAGGGGAGAGUCUUCCUGGGAGGUUAAGCCUUCUGAAGAAGUACCACUGCAUUCCAGUACUGAUUUUUUGAGCUACUGUUAUUCAUGUAAAAAGAAACUGAAAGAAGAGGAUGAUAUUUACAUAUACAGAGGUGAGAAAGCUUUUUGCAGCUGCGAAUGCCGAGCUCGAGAGAUUCUAACUGAAGACAAGAUCGACAAGCAUAUGACAGAUUCUUCUGAUUCUCCUGGUUCAUCCUUUCACGAGGACAUCUUCAUGGAGGAUGAUUGCCACUAUAUGGGCUGGAGGAUUGCUUGUCCAUUCCCACCGGUCACCGAAUGAGGAAAGCGGUCAAAUAAACAAUUUGAUCGAGCUUUAUAUCUGAAUUGAUGUAUAUCUCUUCUGAGAUUCAGAUCAUACGUUUAAAAAUGGAUAUGCUCUACUUUUAAUUGUAUAAUAUAAUGCUCUGUUGCAUGUUUGCUAGUUCCUGUCUUUUUGGCUGCACUGAAAUACAUUGAAAGGAGUAAUUUUGCUUCAUCCAAGGGUAAAGAAACAUCUGUGAACAUUGA